AAGCUACAAAGAUUGUGUAGUAACUUCUGAUAUAUUCUAUAACAAUAUUACAUACAUUGCAAUAUUACAAAAUUACAUUCAAUUACAGAUUAUAUUAGACAGUAUAAAUAUUCAUCAAGUCUCAAUCCUUCACUAUAACUCAAGACUUCAGCUCUCAGACUGGGACAGACUGGGAUCCAGUGACUGGUGAUGAUGAGGAGUGUGGUCCUGUUGCUGCUGGUGUUCUCCAGCUACAGAGCUCGAGGGGAGCAGAUAGAGAGGAUUGAGGAAUGUGGGGUCCGCUGUUCUCAGGGACUUCCUUGCGACGGCAGCUAUCAAAUAUCUCUUCAGCAGUGCAAGAACCUGUCAGGUGGUGUGACCUCAGAUGUGUUUAGCAACACCAGCAUUUCCACAGUGAUGAAGUGCUCUGGAAAACAGCGGUGCUCCCUUCAUCUCAGAGUCAGCACUGAUCUGCAGAUCAAUAGGCACAUCCGCGGCAUCUACGUGUGCAUGGUCACCACAGGGAUGAUGGAGCGCUGCAGAAUUGUGAACUUUUCACGUGCAUCCAGAGGGAGACUAUUAAAUGAACAGGUAAACGUUAAGGAUGACUGCCUGGAGGUGCGCUCAGGAGAGGAUGUGCAUGUAACUCUCAAAACCUGGCCGCACAUCUGUAAUGUGGCUGUUUACAGAUCCUACAAAGUUCCAGGCUGCAGAAACUCUGACAUACAGAGGAGUGUUCCUGGAUGCAUCACGGGGAGGAUUCAGUAUGACGUGGACGUGGAGAAGAAGGAGCUCUCUGUGAGUGUUUCAGACAUGCUGGAGGAUAAAGAUUACCAGCUGAGACUCUGCCACAAGGGCUACAUCUGCACGGGUACGGGAGCUCAGGCAGUGGUGGAAAAGGAGAAUCCAAAGAAGAAAGUCACCCUGAAGUAUUCCAAACCCGUGCCCUGUCUGUGCAUUGAGGGCUGGUCAGUAAUGAUGGAUGCUCCACGAGUUCAAGUCUGCCCCUUUAAAGACCGUGUGGAGGAGCUGUGGUCUGGGAUAACCUUUGAUCCAGUGGAGGAGACGCUAUCAUGGGAAGCAGCGUGCCAGGUUGAUGCCACUGUUAACCUGUGUGAGCUGCAGGAGGGGGGCGUAUGCCAAGAACUGGCCAGUUCCUCUCAGACGAUCGUCAAAAGAAAAGUGACCUAUUCGUCAGUGGAUCCUCAUCACCGGCUUUGCAUGAAGUUCAUCACAAAGGCAGGAGCGUGGGUUAAGUGCCCGUUUUCCGAAGGGAAUUUCCCAGCCUGGGAAGUGACCACACAAGAGGGUCUCCGACAGCUGCUUGUGACAUCCAGGGUCAAAACCAGUCUCUCCCUGAGCAAGUGUGCCAAAACCGGGGCUCAUGAGUGUGAGGACAUGGAGACCACCGUAGUAGAAGUGGAGAAAUUUCAGACUGUAAAACCAGAUCUGACCAUGGAUUUCUGUGAAGCGAGUGUCUGCAUCAAGGCAAAGCGUACGGAUGUGAAAUAUGGAGUGACCACUCUCUACUGCCCACCCCCAUGCUCACUCUCCGUCUCCAAGUCCGAAGGUGAUGACAGUGAAUGGCAGCUAAUGCAUGUUGUGGUGCCGGUGGUUGCACUGACUACAGCUUUAAUUGUGGUUGCUGUAGUGACGGGGAUCGCAAUGAUAGUUUUUCAGAUUAAACGGAUAAUGAAGGCUGCAGGUAUCGCCCGCCUUCCAGGACCUCACACAGACUCAUUCUCCUCAGUGACUGAAGCGUCCAACUCCAAAACUCAACUCAGCAAAUCCGUCCUGUUCGACAUAUGCGGCUCUGGAUCGUCCCAAUUAAAAUGUGGAGAGAGCUCCAGUCUUCUCAACGACUCCACAAAGCUCUUAGUAGAGGCGUAAGACUGAAGAUGGCUCUGGAUGGUUCAUUUUUGUUUUGCUUUGUUUUUAUUAUUCACACAGGCAGGCACAAGGACAAAAAAGUGAUGCUUUGAAUGUACAAGAGUCUUGAUGAGCGCAUCAUUAUCAUGGGAAUUAAUUCAAAGGCUAUAUUAUGUCAAAUAUACUGUGUUACAUACUGUAUGCACUAUUACUGCCAGAUGUAGGUACACCAAUCAGUCAUAACAUUUACCCUACCUCCUUGUUUCUGCACUCACUGUUCAUCUAAUCAGCUCCACUGAGAAUAUAGGAGCAGUGACACUGAGGUGUUUAAAAACUUCAGCAGCACUGCUGUGUCUGACUCUGCCAGUGUCACAUAAAAAAUAAUACUGUGCUGCUCUGUGAUGGUCCUGUGUAGUCUGGUGGUCCUGACUAUUGAAAAACAGAGAAAAAGAUAAUAAUAAUGGUAUAAUUAUAGAACCAUAAGGUGCUUCUUUAUGGCAGGUGGAGGUGUAGAAACAAGGAUGUGGUGUAUAGCUACCGUAUAUGCAUUAUGUCUCUAAGUGUAUGUCUCUUCAGUGUCAUUUUACUGUACUGCCAGUUGCCAUGUGUUGAAAUACAUAUGUAUACAUUUCUGCCUGAGAAUGCAUUUAUUUAUAUAGUGUGUGUUUAUACGUUUUUACUGUGUGUGUGUCUGUUGAAUUUCAUGGAUUUUUAUACCUGUUGAAUUUUAUCUUCAUGUGAACGUGCUAUAUAGGUCAUUGUAAAUAAGCUGUAACACUGCCAUUAUCUAUUAUGCAGUUAUGUAAAGUUCUCAAUAAAGUGCUACAUAUUGCU
Messenger RNA from Astyanax mexicanus (Mexican tetra), 2682 nucleotides. Its product is annotated as putative interleukin-17 receptor E-like. NCBI's taxonomy places the organism in Eukaryota, Metazoa, Chordata, Actinopteri, Characiformes, Acestrorhamphidae. Gene Ontology annotation, molecular function: interleukin-17 receptor activity. The record is from RefSeq and is a predicted model, not a curated record. The coding region runs from base 190 to 1869 and encodes 559 amino acids. The transcript is spliced from 18 exons.